Strongylus vulgaris is the source of this 447-nucleotide messenger RNA. The record is from the annotation of a GenBank genome assembly. NCBI's taxonomy places the organism in Eukaryota, Metazoa, Nematoda, Chromadorea, Rhabditida, Strongylidae.
AUGGAAGCAAACAACGUCGCAGCGACUAUCCAUACUAUCGCUAAGCGUUGCCAAGUGAAGGAAGAUCGCCCACCUCUAAAAGGAAUCGUGCUCACUUCGGAUGCUUCAAAAGAAAUUGCUAGCGACAUGCUUGGCCCAGGUGAGAUCACCGCUCGGGCGGAUCGUACUAGCACUGGGAAAAGAUCUGCAACUGAAUCGGGAAUGUCUGGGACUACGAGUACAGGAGGAGGCGCAUCAACCUCUGCACGGAAGAGAAGAAGAAGCAAUGAAGUUGGUGUGACGUCAUCGUCAUCCAGUGAAAUGGCGAAAAAAGCGGAAAACCCUGAGAAGCGCGACAAACACAAGAGGCGUACGAUAACAAAACGAGGAGGAGCUGUUCAAGUUAUUGAGGGUGAGCUUGAAAUUAAAGGCACUUUUUUGCCACGGGACGGGAGUGCUAUGAACUAG